Messenger RNA from Solanum verrucosum, 784 nucleotides. Its product is annotated as ubiquitin carboxyl-terminal hydrolase 3-like. Gene Ontology annotation, cellular component: cytoplasm. NCBI's taxonomy places the organism in Eukaryota, Viridiplantae, Streptophyta, Magnoliopsida, Solanales, Solanaceae. The transcript has 9 exons. Bases 77 to 781 code for a protein of 234 amino acids. Gene Ontology annotation, molecular function: cysteine-type deubiquitinase activity. The record is from RefSeq and is a predicted model, not a curated record. Gene Ontology annotation, biological process: ubiquitin-dependent protein catabolic process; protein deubiquitination.
CCGCUUCAGAGUUCACACAGUAUACGCUACGUCUCCUUCCAAAACAGAGCAGAGCUAAGAGAAGUAGAAGGAAUCCAUGGCCGACAUUGCUAAGAAAUGGCUUCCUCUUGAAGCUAAUCCUGAUGUCAUGAAUCAGUUUCUUUGGAGUCGUGGUGUUCCACCGGAUGAGGUAGAGUGCUAUGAUGUUUAUGGGUUGGAUGAAGAACUUUUGGAAAUGGUGCCCAAGCCGGUCCUUGCUGUAUUGUUUCUCUAUCCUCUAACAUCACAGAGUGAAGCAGAGAGAGUACAGCAAGACAGUGAAACAAAGGUGCAGGACCCCACAAGUACCAUUUACUUCAUGAAACAAACAGUGGGAAAUGCAUGUGGAACAAUUGGCCUGCUUCAUGCUAUUGGGAAUAUUACCUCAGAGAUAAAACUUGAUGAAGGCUCAUUCUUGGACAAGUUCUUUAAAUCAACUGCAUGCAUGGACCCGAUGGAGCGUGCUUCAUUCCUUGAAAGUGAUAGAGAAAUAGAGGUUGCUCAUUCAGUAGCAGCUACUGCUGGUGACACUGAGGUUCCAGUAAAUGUGGACACCCAUUUCAUCUGCUUCACAUGUGUUGAUGGACAACUCUAUGAACUUGAUGGAAGGAAGUCCAGACCAAUUUCACAUGGUGCAUCUACUCCAAGCAGCCUGUUACAGGAUGCUGCUAAAGUUAUACAAAAGAUGAUGCAAAAAAAUCCAGACUCGAUGAACUUCAACGUCAUUGCCAUAUCGAAGAGAGUUAAAGGUGAUGCUCCAUGAGCG